This is a messenger RNA of Myripristis murdjan (pinecone soldierfish), 818 nucleotides long. Its product is annotated as neoverrucotoxin subunit alpha-like. NCBI's taxonomy places the organism in Eukaryota, Metazoa, Chordata, Actinopteri, Holocentriformes, Holocentridae. The record is from RefSeq and is a predicted model, not a curated record. Gene Ontology annotation, molecular function: protein binding. The transcript has a single exon. The annotation marks the transcript as partial.
GAACUCAAACUGGACACAAACACAGCAAACAGAGAACUUGUCCUGUCUGAGGACAACAGGAAGGUGACAGCAGUGAGAGAGGAGCAGCCAUAUCCUGAUCACCCAGAGAGGUUUGACACCUGGAGACAGAUCCUGUGUAGUGAUGGUCUGACUGGUCGCUGCUACUGGGAGGUCGAGUGGGAGGGAAAGGUUUAUAUGGGAGUGACUUACAGAGGAGUCGGCAGGAAAGGAGACAAUUAUGACUCUGUUCUUGGAUUUAAUGACAAGUCCUGGACUCUGACCUGCUAUGAUGGUGGUUUCUAUGCGUGGCACAACAACAAAUAUACAGCCAUUCCUGCUCCCCCCUCUAACAGAGUGGCAGUGUAUCUGGACCGGGCUGCUGGCUCUCUGUCCUUCUACAGCGUCUCCUCUGACACACUGAUCCACCUCCACACCUUCAACAGCACCUUCACUGAGCCUCUGUACCCGGGGUUCAGGAUUUGGGAAUAUGGCUCCUCAGUGUCUCUGUGUGACAUUUGAGGAGUGAAAGUCGCCUCCUGUGGAGAAACACUCACACUGCUGAUCAAAGACAUCUGCUUUGAUAUGAUAACUCUCCACACGGUCAAAAAGCCUGAAAUAACAACAUCGAGGACAGACUGAGUGACAGACUCAGGAGGCCACAAAAGCAGCCAAAAAGGAAGUGAGACAGCCACACAGGCCACAGUGCACACAUAGACCCCAGUACACACACAGGCCUCAGCACUGGAGAAGGCCACAUUACAGCCCAGACAAGACAGAGAGAGUUCCUCAAAGUCCAAAGCACAAGAACAUCGAGGAAA